GCCUCGAGGAGAACGUCCAUCGCGAUACUUCUCUGCAGCUUAUCGUCCCCUACAGCUCCUCUAACAAAGACACGCUACUUUACCCUUGGAUAGGCGACACUUCCACCACUAUUAGGAGAGUCCUUAGCAACGGAACGCGAGAAUGGGCAACGGACCUUCGGUGGUACAGGAGGGUAGCGGUGGACCCAGCAGUUUCGGUGACUUUUACACUGUCUUGUCUGUCGAAAAAGACGCGACAAGUGACCAGAUCAGGAAAGCAUAUCUGAAAAAAGUCGUCGAGACGCACCCGGAUAAGAACCUCGAGGAUGCUGAGGGUGCGAAUAGACGAUUCCGGUUGGUAAAGAGGGCGUACGAUGUCCUGAUGGACGACGACGACAGAAGGCGGUACAACCUGUAUCCUGAGGCAUUUCAUCGCGAAGUAUCCGAUUGCGAUGACAAUGCCAGGACGGCAGCCGAGAAUCGAGCCGACGCGUCUGAAUACCCUGCCGCUCCUGGCGGGUGGAGGGACAACAUUGAUGAAGACGAAGACGAUGACGACGAGGGUGAUGGUCAACAGUACCAUUUCUUCCCUGGUGCAGAGCCCAGGUUUAGUCCCGAAAGCUCGUUCGCCGAAGACGACGACAAGGUUUCCUUCGAGGACCUCAUCAUAUUCUUAUAUCUCCUCGAUGGUAUGUCCUGGACUGCAGAUGAGGAUCAUCCCAAGAGCGUGUUCAACAUCGUACCCAAAUUCUUCGCCAAACUUGUUGAAGAUGAACUACAAUGGAGCGGGAAGCAGGCUUCGUCGUACCCCUCAUUCGGAGACGCACAUUCUGUCUUUGAUCUGUCUACAUACGCCAACGAGGAGCGCGCGAACAUUUCCGGACCCGAAGUCCGUCGGUUCUACACCUUCUGGUCCAAGUUCCAAACUGCUAAGCGGUUCGAGUGGUUCCAACCUGUUCAUUGCCCUAACCCGUAUUGCAUGGAUGAUCCAAGAUGCCAGAGGUUCUGCCGAAAGAUGAAUAAGAAAUGUCAAGAUAUGAUGCGAAUAAAGUACAAUGAAAUCGUCAAGGUGGCUGUUAUGGCUCUGCGCGAUAGCGACCCUCGAUACAAAGCCCAUCUCUAUCGCAAGAGUAGCGGACUGUAUUAUUCUUCGUCGAGCGUUCAGAAAUUGGACGAAGAGAGACAGCGCCAGAAGCAGAAGAAGAGGGACAGGAAGAAGAAGGGCAAGAAGGGCAAGUGGUGAAGUUCUUUGAUUCGUUUUUUCUUUCUUUCUUGGAGCACGCGCGUGCACAUAUAUUCACUGCUCUGAUCGUCCAUAUGUACUUAUAGCCUGUAACUACUCAUGUCAUGUAUCUGUAUAAUCUUGUUUGAACAUGUACUUUUACUUCUUCGCAAUCUAAACUUGCAACAGGCAGUCGCAGGGAGGCGUGUUUCCAAGACAACGCAUUUGUUGAAGUCAGGCUCCUGAGGCCUGUGAAGCUUGAAGCUCUGGUCUGUAGGGCGUUCCAGGAUACUAGCAGGUUUCAGUGCUGAAUGACUGG
This is a messenger RNA of Desarmillaria tabescens, 1520 nucleotides long. RefSeq lists its product as uncharacterized. Bases 143 to 1222 code for a protein of 359 amino acids. The transcript has 7 exons. NCBI's taxonomy places the organism in Eukaryota, Fungi, Basidiomycota, Agaricomycetes, Agaricales, Physalacriaceae. The record is from RefSeq and is a predicted model, not a curated record. Gene Ontology annotation, cellular component: cytoplasm.